AUGACCAAGAAGAGAAGCUGGAAGAACAACAAAACUGUGGUACUCACCGAAGAAUACAGUGCCAUCAUUCAGCACAAAUUGCCCCAGAAAUUGAAGGAUCCUGGGAGUUUCCAAAUCCCCUGUAUCAUAGGGGAAAUCACAGUGGAGAAUGCUUUAUGUGAUUUGGGAGCUAGCAUAAAUCUGAUGUCCUUAGCAAUGAUGCGAAAAAUGAGGAUUGAGGAGGCCAAAUCAACAAGAAUGGCCCUGCAAUUAGCAGACCGAUCAUUUAAGUUUCCUCACAGAAUAGUAGAAGACUUGUUGGUGAAGGUGGAGACUUUAUCUUUCCAGCAGACUUCGUAG
Molecule: messenger RNA, 339 nt
Organism: Arachis stenosperma
Lineage: Eukaryota; Viridiplantae; Streptophyta; Magnoliopsida; Fabales; Fabaceae
Exons: 1
Coding region: 1-339 (112 amino acids)
Source: RefSeq, a predicted model, not a curated record